AUGGAUGAGAGUCUUUGUUUCAAGGAAUGUCAAGAGACAACGCCGACAUCACCAUCAACGGUUACUGGUACGACACAAGUGCCAGAAUGCGAAGAGUGGAGAUUCCUUGAAACUAGGUAUUACUGGUGCGAGAAAGAGCAAUAUUUCGACUUCUUCAGAGACAAAUGUCUUGAAAAAUGUCAAGGUUCAACCACGACGACAACCACAGAAUCGACUACAACACCUUCUACUGUACCUUCUACAACUAUAACAAGUACUAUUACUGCUACGACAGAACAUUCGGAGCUGAAUAAACAAGAACUCAAUCGUGCACUUGCUAAACGCACAAAAUGA
Messenger RNA from Cylicocyclus nassatus, 333 nucleotides. NCBI's taxonomy places the organism in Eukaryota, Metazoa, Nematoda, Chromadorea, Rhabditida, Strongylidae. The record is from the annotation of a GenBank genome assembly.